CUGGCUUCUGACUCCUUGGAUGAAAUCUCAACUACUACCACCAUAUUAUCUUUCUUUAUCCCUUGAAAAUUUCUUUCUUCUUUCCUUCCUUCUUUCUCUACUUCGUACUCUCACCAUAACACAUAGCCAUUCUCUCAACCCAACUAAUCAAUACUAUUGAUACAUUCAUACUAUCAAUCACAAUGGCAACCGUCACCUUCAAAGACGACCUCCCCAACACCACCACCACCACCACCACCACAACCCCAAAGAAUAAAACAACCACCCUCCGCCGCUGGCUCACCUUCUCAACCUCAACCUCAUCAUCCCAUCAUCGCUCCUCCUCCCCACGCCCAAAACCAACCCGCAGACCUACCCCAAAACCCACCAUCAACACCACCAACACCAACACCACAGGCAACAGCAACAGCACAACAACCCGUCUCUACAGAAGAGUAACCCUCCCCCGCCGCUCCUCCAAAUCCAAAACCAAGACGAGAACAAUCCACCCAGACGAUACACAUACCCCUACACCUACGUCGCUACUUACAUCCAUAAACACCACUACCAACACAGGCACACCCACAGCCCAUCCAUUGGUUUCUACUAACCCAAUCACACCCCCACCCACCAGCCCUACCUCCCCCUCAAGCACCACCAACAACAACAAAAUCCGCUCACGCUCCCCCCUCUCCCCCCUCUCCCCUCUAAGCCUUAACUUCAGCACACUAUUCAACCUAUCCCCACGAUCCAAAACCAUCGAGGAAUCGUCAUCAUCGACAUAUUCAUCCUCGGUAUCGGAGAUACAUAUCCCCCCGCCGACUGUUUCGCAUGAGCAGCUGACGAGUUCGUAUGCGGAGUAUUGUGAGGCGUUUACGGAGGGGCGGACGGAGGAGAGUUUCCUGUAUCAGGAGGGGGAAAAGGAGGAGGAAGAUGGAGAUAAGGGUGUUCGGCCGGUGAAGGAGAUUGUGAUUAAGGGGGAGAAGGGGUGUUUGGAGGAGAGGUGUUUGCGGGAAAAGGGAGGAAGAGGGGGACAAUGUGUGGACGAUACAAAGGAGGAAGAAAGAAAGGGAAAUGGUGAUGGUGAUGGUGACAGCGCUAUUCCGUGCAGUGAUGAUCAGAGGGAGAUUCUACAUUGGUUACGGGAGUCGGAUGAGGAGCAGGAUAGUGGCAGCAAUGCUGAAGAUGUACCGCUGCGGGUGUCUCCCCCCGCGAGGAUCCUCACGCCGGCUCGAUAUGAACAGUCGCGUCGGGCGGCGAGACAACCUCAGCAUGGGAAGCAGCAGGAGCACCACGAGGAUCAGCGACAUGCGUGGUGGACUGCACUCCGGGUGGGGUGGACGCGCAUGCGCCGCCGAACCAGCAAGGCUGCCAACCCCGACUACAAUUAGACUAAUUCCACGCUGCACUGCAUAAGACAAGAAUCAAUCAAUAAAUUCGUGCAACGUCGCUAGCCCAAUGGGAUCCCCAGAAAUGGCCGCAAGGGAUGUCGAUGCACCCGUCGGUUGCAAUCACAAGAAACGCGCACACAGGGGUAUCCCGAGCAUCUUAUUACAUACAGCCUAUGCCGAUACAACAAAGGAAAAAUGCCGCGACAAAGGAAAUCUUCGUCCCCUCUAUUCAUAGCCUCCCCACUGGUCAUACAACAUUCCUUCACGAGGAUCCCUCGUCCGCACCCUGCUCCGACGCACUGCUCGCCUUCUCCGGCUGCGGCGUCGUAG
Messenger RNA from Aspergillus neoniger CBS 115656, 1700 nucleotides. RefSeq lists its product as uncharacterized. NCBI's taxonomy places the organism in Eukaryota, Fungi, Ascomycota, Eurotiomycetes, Eurotiales, Aspergillaceae. The record is from RefSeq and is a predicted model, not a curated record. The transcript has a single exon. Bases 183 to 1370 code for a protein of 395 amino acids.